Penicillium malachiteum is the source of this 1335-nucleotide messenger RNA. RefSeq lists its product as uncharacterized. Lineage: Eukaryota; Fungi; Ascomycota; Eurotiomycetes; Eurotiales; Aspergillaceae. The coding region runs from base 1 to 1335 and encodes 444 amino acids. The transcript has 2 exons. Gene Ontology annotation, molecular function: FAD binding. The record is from RefSeq and is a predicted model, not a curated record.
AUGCCAACCAAUGAUCAUGCUCUUACCGGCUUCGACUCCCCAAGAAUUCUCAUUGUUGGUGCAGGCCCAGUCGGUCUGUUCCUAGCUUUGAAAUUAGCACAAUCUGGAAUAAACUCAACUGUGAUCGAAAAGGAAGACUCAACUAGUAAGCUUCCUCGAGCUUGCGGUCACGCUGGAAUCGUUCAGCAUGAGUUUGCGAAAAUUGGGAUUUACGACAAAAUCAAAGCAAUGGGCGGGUUCAUCUCAGUGGGGCCAUGCUGGCGAAAGCCCUUAAUUGAUAAUGAUUCUGGAGGAAAGGACUUGGGAGAAAUGGUCGCCAAUUUCAAGAAACACAAAACUGUGGACCCGUCAAUGCCUCCAGGCUCAGGAACCCUACACUUUCCUCAGGCAAAACUCUCGGAGCUACUAUUAAAGGAAGCGGUCUCCACUGGUCGUGUUGAAGUACGCUUCAAUUCUGAUCUGGAGAGUAUCCAGGACAAUAUCGAUGAUACUGUUUCCAUCACUGUAAAGGAUAUGACCACGGGAUCUUCGUUCAGCCUCUCUGGUACCUACUUGGUUGGCGCAGAUGGAGCUACAUCAAAGACCAGAAAGUUGCUGGAUAUUCCAUUUGCAGGCUAUACUUGGGACAGGAAGCUCCUCGCAACCGAUGUUUUGAUCUAUAACCAGCCUGGGGAAGAGAGUCCUCAUCCGACAUCCUUCAUAAUGGAUGAGACCCAUUUCGGUGUGAUUACUCCACUCAUGGAACCUAAACAAGGUACGAGGAGUUUGUGGAGAUACACAAUCGGUUUACCAGUUAAUGACCCUCGCUCGAACGAUGAGCUACUCGGUCCAGAGUAUGUCGAAUCUAUCUACGAGAAUUACAUGCCUGGUCCAAGGCCACUUGAUUAUGAGAUCACAAACAAGAGUAUUUACUCUAUACAUCAGCGUCUCGCUUCCACUAUGAGAAGGGGUCGAGUACUCCUUGCAGGAGACGCAGCUCACAUAUGCAAUCCAUUCGGUGGCUUAGGUCUUAAUACUGGAUUUCUCGACGUAAUGGCGCUACAUGAUAGUUUAGUAAUGAUACUGAAGGAAGGAUAUUCCGAUGAACUACUCGACAUCUAUUCAGAUGAAAGGAGGAGGAGUUUCCAGAUGUUUGUUGAUCCGAUGUCAACCUACAACUUGCUGCGAGUCAUAUCUAAAGAUGCCGAGAAAACCACCGAAGAUGAUUGGUAUUUCAGAGCGUUGAAGAAUGGAAACCGACGAGUAUUGAAAUCAUUGGAAAAACAGGUUUCUGAGAACUGGGCCACAGAUAUGAGAGCUAUCUUGCGAGCGGAUGGAGAUGAGAUGCAAUUAUAG